GGUUUGCUAGCUGCUUCGCUAUCCUGGUUUCCAUUUGUAUAUAAGGGUGCGUCCCUCGAUUCAGUUUAAAUCAUUACCUAUACUAAGUAGAAGCAACCAGCUCAUACUACACAAUCAUUAUGCCGCCCACUGUGAAGGAAACCUCGGAUAUCCCCGCCGAUGAAGGCAUGACCCACGAGGGUGUCAACAAAUAUGUGAAAGUUGCCACUCAUGAAGCAAAGAAAGGAGAGUUCGACAAAUGUCUUCUCUUGUACUCCGGCGGCUUGGACACGAGUGUGAUGCUCAAAUGGAUCCAGGAGGAGUAUGAAUGUGACGUGUACGCACUCACCGUAGAUAUUGGACAAACGGCUGACAAUCUUCCAGAGAUUCAAGCCAAGGCUCUAAAGCUAGGUGCCAAAGAGGCCAUUGUUAUUGACGCCAAGGAAGAGUUCGCAUCUGUGCUACUAUCCGAGGCAAUCAAAGCCAAUGCCGACUACCAGGGAGGCUAUGCGCUCGGAUGCCCACUCGGCCGUGUGAUGAUUUCAAAGAUUGCUGUGCGUGUGGCAAAAGAGUACGGAUGCAGUGUAAUCGCACACGGUUGCACUGGCAAGGGCAAUGAUCAAGUCCGAUUCGAGGGCUACUGCACCACGCUAGACCCAACCCUGAAGAUGAUCGCGCCCGUGAGAGAAUGGGGUAUGGGCCGAGACGAAGAAUUGGAGUACGCCUUCAAGCACAACAUCCCUGUGAAGCAAAAGAAGGAGACGCCGUACAGUUACGAUGAAAAUAUGUGGGCCAAUACCGGAGAGGGAGGUGAGAUCGAAGACCCUCGAUUGGAGCCACCUCUAGAGCAGAUCCUACAAUGGUGCAAAACACCAGAACAGGCACCUGAUAAGUCAGAAACGAUCACGAUAGAGUUCGACAAGGGUAUUCCCGUUGCAUACAAUGGAGAGACCAUGUCGCUGUACAAAAUAAUCGAGAAGGCGAAUGCCAUCGGGGCCGAGCACGGUGUUGGUGUUUUCCAUUUGGUAGAGGACAGGCUGGUGGGACUCAAAGUCAGAGGUAUAUAUGAGAACCCCGCGGCUACCAUACUGAUCAACGCACACCAGAACUUGGAGCAGCUGGUAUCUACCCGAGAGGAGAAUGAGCUCAAGCGAUUCAUGGACACAAAAUGGGCUUAUCUCACAUACGCCGCGAAAUGGUACGACCCAACCUUGUACCACGUCCUUGCCUUCAUCAACAGCAUGAACAAGAAGGUCAAGGGUACCGUUACCGUCAAGCUAUACAAGGGACAGGCUACGGUAGUUGCCGUUGACUCGCCAUUCUCACUGUUCGAUGCGAAUUUGGCUACAUUCAACAAGGACGCGAGCUUUAACCAGAACGCGUCGGCUGGGUUCAUCGAAAUCUACACGCUUGCGCAGAGAACAGCGUUCAACGUGUAUGAUUACGAGAAAGAACUCGGCAACAACUAGACAGCAUGGGCAGUCUCUGAUUCUAAUGAAAUUGUACUGGUAUACAAGCAUUUUGUAAAUAAAGCAAGGCAAGUAACUUAAACAUCGUG
This is a messenger RNA of Sphaeroforma arctica JP610, 1537 nucleotides long. RefSeq names its product argininosuccinate synthase. Gene Ontology annotation, molecular function: argininosuccinate synthase activity; ATP binding. The coding region runs from base 120 to 1448 and encodes 442 amino acids. Gene Ontology annotation, cellular component: cytoplasm. The record is from RefSeq and is a predicted model, not a curated record. Gene Ontology annotation, biological process: urea cycle; L-arginine biosynthetic process. The transcript is spliced from 2 exons. Lineage: Eukaryota; Ichthyosporea; Ichthyophonida.